AGCAGGUCCAGAGUGUCGCAGGUCCUCCCUCCUUCCCUGUCCGAGUGAAAGGCUUCAUCUUCAUUGGGAUGCAAAAAAGGAAUUACUUCAUGAACUAAGAGCUAUUACAUUGAUCAUUUAAAAAAUGGGUUUCGAACUGUUGGAUUGGUAUUGCCGGCCGGUGGCGAAUGGGAUUUGGGCAAGGACUGCGGACAGUGCUUUCGGUGCGUACACACCUUGCGCCAUUGAUUCCUUGGUCAUCUCCAUAUCCCAUUUGGUUCUUCUGGGCCUCUGCUGCUACCGAAUUUGGUUGAUCAAGAGGACUUCGAAAGUCCAGAGAUACCGUUUGAGGUCGAAAUGCUACAACUAUAUGUUGGGCUUGCUUUCUUUUUACUGCGUUGCCGAGCCUGUGCUGAGGCUGGUGAUGGGCUUUUCGGUUUUCAAUCUGGAUGGUCAGACUAGCCUCCUUCCAUAUGAGAUGGUUUCGUUAAUCAUAGAGUCACUUGCUUGGUGCUCCAUGCUAGUUGUGAUUAGCCUAGAAAUGCACAUUUACAUUCGGGAGUUCAGAUGGUACGUGCGCUUUGGAGUCAUCUAUGUUCUGGUAGGGGAAGCUGUGAUGCUCAAUCUUAUCCUCUCAAUGAGAGACCACUAUCAGCAUCAUAGGUCUGCACUUUAUCUGUGUAUCAGCACGGUUUUUUGCCAGGUUCUAUUUGGGAUUCUUCUUUUUGUCUAUGUUCCGAAUCUGGACCCUUGUCCAGGGUAUACGAUGAUCCACACUGAGCCUCUUGAUAGUGUUGAAUAUGAGACUCUUCCGGGGGAGGAGCAAGUUUGUCCUGAAAGGCAUGUCAGCAUAUUUUCCAGGAUAUACUUUGGGUGGAUGAGUCCACUUAUGCAGCAAGGCUACAAAAGACCGAUUACCGAAAGGGAUGUUUGGAAGUUAGACUAUUGGGAUAGGACUGAGGAGCUGAUCAAAAUAUUCCAGAAAUGCUGGGCCAAAGAGUCUCAAAGGCCCCAACCAUGGCUUUUAAGAGCUUUGAACAGCAGCCUUGGAAGACGGUUUUGGUUGGGAGGCUUCUUUAAGAUCGGGAGUGAUCUUUCCCAAUUUGUUGGGCCCACAUUGCUGAACCACCUCCUUCAAUCAAUGCAAAAAGGGGACCCUGCAUGGACUGGUUACCUCUAUGCCUUUUCGAUUCUUGUCGGUGUGUCGCUUGGUGUGCUUUGCGAAGCCCAGUACUUUCAGAAUUCAGUUCGAACGGGAUUCAGGCUGAGGUCAACUUUGGUGGCGGCCAUUUUCCGCAAAUCCUUAAGACUCACUCAUGAGGGUCGCAAGAAGUUCCCAUCUGGAAAGAUAACAAACAUGAUAACAACAGAUGCUAAUGCACUUCAGCAAAUAUGCCAACAACUUCACAACUUAUGGUCCGCUCCGUUUCGUAUUGUCAUUGCCAUGGUUCUUCUGUACCAGCAAUUAGGUGUUGCUUCGCUGCUUGGAUCUCUCAUGCUUGUCCUCAUGAUCCCAUUGCAAACAGUCAUAAUCAGCAAAAUGCGGAAAAUGACCAAGGAAGGGCUGCAGUGGACUGACAAGAGAGUCAGCCUCAUGAACGAAAUUUUGGCCGCAAUGGACACUGUGAAGUGUUAUGCUUGGGAAAAGAGCUUUCAAUCUAGAGUUCAAGAAAUACGAAGUGAUGAGCUCUUAUGGUUCCGUAAAGCGCAACUACUAUCUGCGUUCAACAGCUUUGUUCUCAACAGCAUCCCUGUCAUCGUGACCGUUGUCUCAUUUGGGGCAUUCACUUUGCUUGGUGGGGAUUUGACACCAGCGAGGGCGUUUACAUCACUUUCUCUUUUUGCUGUGCUACGGUUUCCUUUAAACAUGCUCCCUAACUUGAUGUCUCAGGUUGUUACUGCAAAUGUUUCCCUGCAACGUUUGGAGGACCUAUUUUUAGCAGAAGAGAGAAUUUUAGUUCCUAAUCCACCGAUUGAGCCAGGACAGCCAGCUAUUUCAAUCGAGGAUGGCCACUUUUCAUGGGACUCUAAGGCAGAAAAACCCACAUUGUCAAACAUCAAUCUGGACAUACCAGUUGGUAGCCUAGUUGCUAUUGUUGGUGGUACUGGAGAAGGAAAGACAUCUCUCAUAUCCGCAAUGCUUGGGGAACUCCCUUCUGUCUCCAGUGCAUGCGUUACUAUCCGGGGAACCGUUGCUUAUGUUCCUCAAGUGUCCUGGAUUUUCAAUGCUACUGUGCGUGACAACAUCUUAUUUGGAACCAAAUUUGAACAGGAAAGAUAUUGGACGGCAGUCAGUGUAACUGAAUUGGAGCAUGAUCUCGAUUUGCUUCCAGGUCGUGAUCUUACGGAGAUUGGUGAAAGAGGGGUGAAUAUAAGCGGAGGGCAAAAGCAGAGGGUUUCUAUGGCCAGGGCUGUAUACUCGAAUUCAGAUAUUUACAUAUUUGAUGACCCUUUAAGUGCCCUGGAUGCUCAUGUUGGUCGACAGGUGUUCAAUAGCUGUAUCAAGGAAGAGCUGCGAGGGAAGACCCGGGUCCUUGUCACGAACCAGCUGCAUUUUCUUCCUCAAGUGGAUCGAAUCCUUGUGGUUCAUGAAGGAAUGGUCAAGGAGGAGGGGACUUUUGAGGAGCUCUCUAAAAGCGGGAUUUUGUUCCAGAAACUUAUGGAGAAUGCAGGAAAAAUGGAGGACCAAACAGAAGAGGCCGAGGUGGAGGAGAAGAAAAAUGUAGAAGAGAAAACAUCUAAAAGAGCAACUGACAGCAUUGUUGAUGAAUCGUCAAAAGAUCAAGGCCGUGGGAAGAAAGGUAAAGGAGGGAAGUCGGUACUUAUUAAGCAAGAGGAACGGGAAACGGGCAUUGUGAGUCGGAAAGUCCUGAUGAGGUACAAAGGGGCACUGGGAGGCCUGUGGGUGGUGGCAGUACUCUUUAUAUGCUAUAUUUCAACUGAAGUUCUUCGUAUUUCAAGUAGCAAGUGGUUGAGUUUCUGGACAGAUCAAAGCACUUCAGAGGACUACAGACCAGGAUUCUACAUAUUGAUCUACGCACUUCUGUCCUUUGGUCAGGUGACCGUGACACUGACUAAUGCUUAUUGGUUGAUUAUUUCGAGCCUCCGUGCAGCAAAAAGAUUGCAUGAUUCUAUGCUCCAGUCUUUAUUAAGGGCUCCCAUGAUUUUCUUUCACACCAACCCAAUGGGAAGAAUAAUCAACAGGUUUGCCAAGGAUCUAGGCGACAUAGAUCGCAAUGUUGCCCAAUUUGUAAAUAUGUUCAUGGGCCAAGUCUGGCAGCUACUUUCGACUUUUGUGCUUAUAGGAAUUUUGAGCACAAUCUCUCUUUGGGCCAUAAUGCCGCUCUUGAUCUUGUUUUAUGCAGCCUAUCUGUAUUACCAGACUACAUCUCGUGAAGUGAAACGCUUGGAUUCAAUUACCAGAUCUCCAGUUUAUGCGCAAUUCGGAGAAGCAAUGAAUGGCUUGUCAACAAUACGUGCAUAUAAAGCAUAUGAUAGGUUGGCCACCAUUAACGCCAAGGCCAUGGACAAUAAUAUCAGAUUCACCCUUGCCAAUGUCAGUUCCAACCGUUGGCUCACCAUAAGGUUGGAGACUUUAGGAGGCAUAAUGAUCUGGUUGACAGCGACAUUUGCAGUCAUGCAGACCGAAAAAGCAGAAAACAGAGCAGCCUUUGCUUCAACUAUGGGUCUCCUCCUCAGCUACACUUUGAAUAUAACGAGCCUUUUGAGUGGUGUUCUGAGACAAGCAAGCAGAGCUGAGAAUAGUCUAAAUGCUGUAGAACGUGUGGGUGUGUACAUAGAAUUGCCUUCCGAGGCUCCGGCUAUAGUAGAGAGCAACCGGCCCCCUCCUGGCUGGCCUUCAUUGGGAUCAAUUAAAUUUGAAGAUGUGGUUCUUCGUUACAGACCUGAACUUCCUCCGGUCUUGCAUGGAUUGUCCUUUUCAGUAGCACCCCGUGAGAAACUUGGAGUAGUUGGAAGAACUGGUGCAGGAAAAUCUAGCAUGAUAAAUGCUUUGUUCCGAAUUGUCGAGCUCGAAAAAGGAAGGAUCUUGAUAGAUGGGUGCAACACUUCUAAGAUAGGACUCGAAGAUUUGCGGAAAGUCCUUAGCAUCAUACCUCAAUCACCAGUUCUUUUCUCGGGAACUGUGAGAUUUAAUCUCGACCCUUUCAAUGAACAUAACGACGCUGACCUCUGGGAGGCUCUGGAGAGAGCACAUUUGAAGGAUGUCAUCAGGAGGAACUCUUGCGGCCUGGAUGCUGAGGUUUCUGAGGGCGGAGAGAACUUCAGUGUCGGACAGAGGCAACUGCUGUGUCUUGCUCGAGCAUUACUAAGAAGAUCAAAGAUUCUUGUUCUUGAUGAAGCAACUGCGGCCGUCGAUGUUAGAACUGACGCUCUCAUCCAGAAAACCAUUCGUGAAGAAUUCAACUACUGCACCAUGGUCAUCAUCGCUCACAGACUUAACACUAUCAUUGACACCGACCGAAUUCUUGUGCUCGAUGCUGGCCAAGUAGCAGAACACGAUACUCCAGAGAAUCUGCUGUCAAAUGAAGCAAGUGCAUUCUCUAAGAUGGUUCAAAGCACGGGUUCUGCUAAUGCGCAGUAUCUACGUGGCUUAGUCCUCCAAAAGAAAGAGAGUAGGUUACAGAUGGAAACAAAACAUCUAGACAGCGAGAGACAACGAUCGGCCUCCUCCUACUGGGCUGCUGCUGCCAAUGUUGCUCUGGCGGUCAGCCUCAAUUCCAACAACGCCCUACAGAUUUUGAAUAUCGAGGACAAUGACAACAGCAGCGACAACAUCCUUAAGAGAACAAAAGAUGCAGUUGUAACCCUUCAGGACGUCUUGGAAGGGAAGCACAACGAAGAUAUAGAAAAUGCUUUGUACCAUUAUCAAGUUCCUGCUGAUGGCUGGUGGCCUGCUCUCUACAAGAUAGUUGAAGGUCUAGGUUUGAUGAGCAGACUGGCUGACGGUAGAUAUGAACGACUAGAGCACGAGUUUAGAGAUAACUCGGAUUGGGAUGCUGUGGAAAUGUCGUAAAAGAAGUGGAGACAUCAACCCGAUUCUUCAUUUUUAAUCGAAGGAUUUCACGUGCGAAGGCGAAUACAGAGAUAUUGUCCUCUGUGGAGAAGAAUCUUCAAUUUGUACAUGUGUACGUCUAUCAAUGUAUCAUGUGUAUCUCCCGAAACUGAGCUAUGGUUAAAUAUUCCCCCAAGUUUGGUGAUGCUCAGUAUUAGCUACUCUCAAACCAGUCAAUGUGCAUGAAGCCCUUAAGCGUA
Messenger RNA from Eucalyptus grandis, 5253 nucleotides. Its product is annotated as ABC transporter C family member 12. The transcript is spliced from 28 exons. Lineage: Eukaryota; Viridiplantae; Streptophyta; Magnoliopsida; Myrtales; Myrtaceae. Gene Ontology annotation, biological process: transmembrane transport. Gene Ontology annotation, molecular function: ABC-type transporter activity; ATP binding; ATP hydrolysis activity. The record is from RefSeq and is a predicted model, not a curated record. The coding region runs from base 125 to 5014 and encodes 1629 amino acids. Gene Ontology annotation, cellular component: membrane.